This is a messenger RNA of Bombina bombina (fire-bellied toad), 333 nucleotides long. RefSeq lists its product as uncharacterized. The transcript has a single exon. Lineage: Eukaryota; Metazoa; Chordata; Amphibia; Anura; Bombinatoridae. The record is from RefSeq and is a predicted model, not a curated record. The coding region runs from base 1 to 333 and encodes 110 amino acids.
AUGAAAAGGGUACUGCUUCAUCUCCGUAAACACGGAUUAUACGCUAAACUGGAAAAAUGCGUAUUUGAAAUUGAAUCUGUAGAAUUUCUGGGCUACAUCAUCAUUCCUGGACAGAUCCGAAUGGAUCCCGGUAAAAUUACAACUAUUUUGGAAUGGACCGUACCUAAAGAUAAGAAAUCUGUACAACAUUUUCUAGGGUUUGCAAAUUUUUACAGACGCUUUAUCAGAGGUUUCUCCCAAAUAUGCUCUCCCAUAACCACUCUGACUAAGAAACAUAACAAAUUUCUAUGGAGAACUCAAGCUCAAGAGGCCUUCGAAAAACUAAAAAAAUGA